Messenger RNA from Lasiodiplodia theobromae, 879 nucleotides. Its product is annotated as ABC metal ion transporter. Lineage: Eukaryota; Fungi; Ascomycota; Dothideomycetes; Botryosphaeriales; Botryosphaeriaceae. The transcript is spliced from 3 exons. Bases 1 to 879 code for a protein of 292 amino acids. The record is from RefSeq and is a predicted model, not a curated record.
AUGGCUCACGGUAACAAGAACAACAAGAAUGACAAGGGCCCCGUCCGGGUCAAGGUUGACGGAAGCUACUGCUGGGUAAAGCAGAGCGCUUACAGGAGGAACAAGAAGCAUCAGUCUGCCAAGAAGUCUGCGAAGCACCUUCACGAUGAGGAAGAUGUGCUCUUGGAUGAUGACCUGACAGACCUGCCCAACAACUUCAGCGAUCCAGCACUGUGUCUCCUUACACUGUUAACACUACCCUUCCACUCACUUCCAGCGGCCGCCGCGACUAUGACCCAAGAAAAAGCCAAGGAACAAGCUGAGGAUGAAGUUGUCGAUGAUAAUGCGCAAGAAGCAAAGGAACAAAUUGUCGAUGACAAUGCGCAGGAGGCAAAGGAACGAGCUGACGAUGAAGUUCCCCAGAACAAUGCGCAGGAGGUAGAAGAAAUAUUCACCCAGGGUUGCCAAGAUGACGAGUACUACACCGAUUCCGAGACUGGUGAACGGCUCCGCAAUCCAUUUAUCGCGGGCAGUACAUGGCGUAGGCAAUUGGGUUAUCGCUCAGAAUACUUUGCCGAGUGGAAAGAACACUUCGAAGAAAUGACAAAGCUAUGUCAGGAAGCCAUGGACCUGCGGGAAGAAAGAGACAAUCUACUUUACGGCUUCGUCGACGAUAUUCGAAGCGAACAAGAUGCUCUCUUUGAUGUUCUGACAUACCGUGAGGAUGCUGGGCUAUCAAAGCUAAGUCAACGAGCUCAAGAGCGUAAAGAACGCAAUCUCUCGCACGUUGAACAGCGGCAACAAAGAACUACCUUCGUGCAUUACAAGGCCAUGAAGAAGAGUUUAUCGCGUACCUGGAUCAACAACAGCAUUCCACCAAUACCCUUCUGGAAGAGAUGA